Messenger RNA from Fonsecaea multimorphosa CBS 102226, 2547 nucleotides. RefSeq lists its product as uncharacterized. The coding region runs from base 1 to 2547 and encodes 848 amino acids. NCBI's taxonomy places the organism in Eukaryota, Fungi, Ascomycota, Eurotiomycetes, Chaetothyriales, Herpotrichiellaceae. Gene Ontology annotation, biological process: establishment of spindle localization; nuclear migration along microtubule; mitotic spindle orientation checkpoint signaling. The transcript has a single exon. Gene Ontology annotation, cellular component: spindle pole body; mating projection tip; cell cortex. The record is from RefSeq and is a predicted model, not a curated record.
AUGGUGGAAACCCCCAGCGAUGUCGACCUACAUCAACUCCUCGUCCCCUCUUCCUCGAACGAUGUCUCUUCCCAACACCAGGCCAAUUCCGCGUCUUCCGAACCCAGCAGUGAUGCUGGCUCCUUCGUGAUCCCGGACAAUCUCUCCAGAAGCAACUCCGUCUUCUCCUUUUCGAGGGCAUCCUUCAGCAGUCAAAUUGCGAGUCUGACUUCGAUUAAUAUUCCACAAGCCGAGUCUCUUGCUGCGACCGUCAGCUCCCUCCCAAACGCCCGCAAGGCCAUAAGAGCCAUCUCUACUGCUGCCGAGCAAAUACAAUCAUGGAUCAAGAAGGCCUUGAAAGUUUUGGAAAAUCUCGAUGCCGAAGACGAUGUGGAGUGGGCUGCGGCGGCCGGAAGGUUGGGCCUGGAUGAAACAGAUAAAACUAUAAACAAAUUCGAGUCUUUGAUCAACAUGUAUGUCCUAUCGAUCGAAGAACUGCAAUCGCGCCCCGAUAUUGGCGAGGCAAAUCCCGAAGAUCUGCAGGCUGUGGUUGAACAGAUGGAGUCGGUUCUGGGCGGCUGGGAUGACGUCCGGAAAGACCUGAAAAACGUUCACGAACAGGUGGAGCUGGCCAUGGAAUGGGAGGAGUUGUGGGCAAAAGUCCUCGGAGAUGUGGGUGCAGAGAUGGACGCACUGAGCGCCAUGGUCUUUGAAAUGGAGGAGAAGAGACACACGGCCUAUCAAACACAGACUCAGGUUGAUUCAAGUCAAAAUAUCGAUCUGAACGAACUCGAGAGCUUCAUCGAUGAGCCGACCCAGAAACGGACUGCGCCAAACCGGUUCAGCAUCCCUUCUUUCGAGUCGUCACCCCUUGGAUCUCCCAUUAUCGAAAAUCCCCAGGACGACUCCAACUUGCUUGCUCUCUUCGCUAGGAUGCAACCCCUCAGAGCUUCAUUGGAUUUCCUGCCUAUGAGGUUAUCUAUGUUCCAGUCCCGAGCGGAGAAGAUCUUUCCCAUUGCUUGCCGAGAGCUUGAUGACAAGCGGGCGCGAUUGGAGAGAAAUUGGACAGAGUUGUCAAAGGAGGCGGAAACCCUUCGAAGAGAGCUCAGCGAGGAUCGCUGGGUGAUUGUGUUCCGCAAUGCCGGCCGACAAGCUCAGAAGAUGUGCGAUUCAGUUGAACGAAGUAUUUUGAAGGUCCAGGAAGCUAUCCACGAAAACUUUCAGGCAACGAACCCGUCUGCUUUGGCUAAGAGGAUCGAAAGUUUCGAGGCAAAGAAGCUUCAUUACAGCCCUGCUAUUCAACGGGUGCUUGGAAUCAUACAAAAAGGUCUUAAGGAUCGCUUGACGGUCAAUGGGGAAAUCCUCCGCUUGCACAAGGACUUAUCAUCCAGGAUGCGGGAUCUCACGGAUACCAUGGACGACCUCGACAGCCUCCUCGAGCCCGUUACCUCGCGGCAGAACUCGAAACUUCGAGAAUCGAUCUCUAGCAUCGUCUCCGCAGAUCGCUCGUUUACCAGCACCACUUUUGCUGGCACUCCAGGCAGCUCUCCCCCUUCGUCAGUUGAUCUCCCUCCACAAAGACAUGAAAAGCCUGCGUCGAAAUACGGUCUGAACGGGUACACAAAACAGCGUACCCCCUCCACAAGCAGGCCACCUCCGCCCGUUUCAAGCAACAAACGAAUGUCAAUGCUACCCCAAACGCGGCGCCCUACCACACCAAUGUCACAUUCAAGCAGUGGUGCGAUUCGACGUGGAGCCUCACCUUUGCCGGGGCCUCCAUCUGUAUAUCGUCAAGGCGUCUAUACUCCUCCUGUGGUGCCUGCGCCUCGGCCAGACCCUACGCCCCUUUCGAAUAAGCCCAGAUGGUCAGCUGUUGUGAAGUCGUACGAUAGCACGAUAGCACCGUCGUAUCGAUCCGCUUCCAGCACCACGCCUUUGACCGCGAGAAGGUAUACUCCGCGAUCUAUUUCUUCCAAUACUGCUUUGCCAUUGCGAAGUCCACUCAGCCGGGAAGCAUCCGCAUCACCUUCAUCCACUCUGCCUACUCUUGCGAAGAGAGAAAGCCAACAGUUCAGAUCCUUUGCUGAGCGUGUCGCUGAUCCUUUGCCGGCGAGAACCAGCAGUUUGUUAGACCCCGUGCCGUAUCACAAGACCAGGAAUUCGAGUGCUCCUGCGCCGGGGACCAUUCGAUCCCCGUCUUCACUUGUCGUCAACAAUCAAAACAAGCCUACAAUGAGCGGAGGAUCGAUCCCGCGUCCACCUUCGUCACUUAGUCGGAAUUAUGGAUCCUCGCAAGUCCCCCUGCGAUCAACAUCUCACAAUCCUCGACUGGACAACAGGCUGGAGGGCAGCCCUAGGAAGACUGAAGAUGGUCUGGAAGAGAAUGAUAGGGCGAGUGAGAAUGAAGAGGACCAGAUCACGGAACCGAGUUCGAGUCCUCUGUCCAAGCGCACGAUUACGAGGCCCAGCAGCGUUCUGGCGAUGAGCGGGAAGGCCAAACGAAUGUCAUUAUUACCUGUACCAGUUGGAAGCGGCAGGCAAAGUUCAUUGGGGUCGAGGAUUUCUUGA